AUGGCUGAGCUUCCAUCGCCAAAGCUCGAGGGUGGCCCCAGCCCGCCCGUGCCCCCAACUGUCUUGACUCCAGUUGAGACAGCUCCCUCAGCUCCCUUGGCCGUCACGCCAACCCCUACCACAGCCAAUAUUUCUUCUCCCAAGGCCCCAUCAGACACUGUCACCUCAUCCCCAAAACCCAUGGCACCCAAGGUGAAUGGCAUCGACGAGACUCCCACCACAGAAGAAGUUCCAAUCCGCGAACCGGUACGGGAACCUGAGCCUGAGAAAGUCGAGGUUCCUGCAAUUGAGGGUGAGGAAGGCGAAGAUCGACUAUCCAAGCAGGUCAACGGCAUAAAGAACGGAACUGAUGACGUUGAUGGCGAGAGUGAAUUGAGUGAACCAGAUAGCAACGUUCACUCUCCACCUGGUGUGCAUGAUCUAGCAGACGAGAUAGUUGUUAGCAACAGACCUGAUGAGGAUCAACCUUUUUCACCGAAUCACGCACACUCGGAAGAGGAAGACGAGACCAUGGUAGACGCACAAGAGGAGCACAUCUCGCCGUACCCAAAGCGCAAGCGAACCACGACUAUCAACGGCGCUGGUGAAAAGAUCUCAGACUCCUUUGAUAGCACCCUUGAGGAUAAAGCUGUUGAAACUAUUACGAACGGCAAGCCUAAACCUACGCGACCAGCCGCCGGUGGUGUUAAGGGUAUCAUUCUUGGCCAUUGGAGAGAUUCUGAAGUCCCCGAGGAUGUGCGAAAGCAUGCCGUCAUCGGAUUCAUUGAUAUCCGUGACCGCCUGCGUACACGUAUUCAGCCUGUCAACCUGAUUGGUGAGGUAAUGACAGUCGACUUUCCUCUUCCUCCUGGCCCUGGAGGAAGCUGGGUAACUUUUGACAGAAUCUUCUUUCUGCCUCACCUUGUUGGUCUAGAUCAGUCCCAAAUCAAGGAGUACGUUAGACUUCGUUCAGAGAUGACUGAGGGAACGGACGAGGAGCGUAUUGCUGCCGAGAAGGCUGUGGCGAAGGAUGUUGCUCGGCGAAUUAGGCCUAAUUCUUCAGAUCACCCAACACCCCAGCUACAGAUAGCAUAUGGAUCGAACCUUCCAGAUCACAUGGCUGCUCAUGUCCGUCCAGAUGCGAAGCGACGAAAGACAAGCAGUGGUUUUGCACCCAUCCAUCCAGCCCCUUCUCCAGCGUUGGAUUCACCUCGCGGUGGCCCUUCGCCUGCUUACCAACGGCCUACGCUUGAUACGCUUCCUGGUACUCGACCCACCCGCAUUCUUCUCGGAUACUGGAGUAAGUCGGACGAAAAAGACCCCAAAGAUCGACAUGCGGUCUACGGUAUCCUAGGCCAUAACGACAUGUUCCGUGUCAAGCUUGUUCGCGAGACACGAGAUGGUCGAUAUGUCGAUGGCAACUUCCCUACUGCGCCCGGCGCUCUUUGGAUCGCCUACGAAGAGGUUGAGAUGGAACCACAUCUUAAAAGUUUAGCACGAGCUGAGAUCAAGGAGUAUUGCCGUGUCCGUCAAUAUCAGAUUGAUCAGGGAGAAACAUCCGACGAAAAGGAAGCAAACCAGGUCAAGGCCGCCGCAGAGGCCCAGGCUCGCAUCAGCGGGAACCCUACGACCAUCAAGCACACCGCACCCAGUUCCGUAACGAAUACUUCCGACAAUGUAGAUGAGCCUGACUCCCCUACACAGCGGGGCCUAAGUGGCCAGAAGCUACGUACAUCACGCCGCACAGAGGCCAAAGCCCUCGCUCAAGCACAGGCCCAGGCAGAGCAAGAUAAGAUUGAUCGUGACGAGAGCCGCGUCAACGGGCGGUCACGUCCCUCCAUGGGAGAUGAAGGCCUCAAUGGCCGUGUCAACAAUAUUCGAAGUGAGAGAGCGGUUGCCCUUGCUCAACGGGAAAUCGCCCGAGCUGAGGCCGCCCAGGGGCGUGCUGAUUUGCACGCCUCCCACCGAGAACGUGCUGCAGCAGUUGCGGCGGAGGAAGCAACAGCAGUCGCGGCGGCCGCAGUCGCCACACCCGGGGCGACUACGCCUAACGGCACAUCUCGAUUUGCAGCAUCAGAUGACAUGCAGCGUCUGAACCAGGUUUGGGCACGUCAGGAAUCCCUCAGAGUCAGAGCAGCAUCGGAGGAUGCCAAGGUGUACGAUGGCCGUAAAUAUGAGCGCAAGUCCACAGGCCCUUUUACGGGCAAGCUUGUGGCACAGGGAACGCUCAUUAAUAUCGAUGGAGAGGACUACGUGGAGUACCGAGUUUUAACUCGGCCCUCCUUUUUCUAA
Clonostachys rhizophaga is the source of this 2271-nucleotide messenger RNA. The record is from the annotation of a GenBank genome assembly. Lineage: Eukaryota; Fungi; Ascomycota; Sordariomycetes; Hypocreales; Bionectriaceae.